Molecule: messenger RNA, 1414 nt
Organism: Vigna radiata var. radiata (mung bean)
Lineage: Eukaryota; Viridiplantae; Streptophyta; Magnoliopsida; Fabales; Fabaceae
Exons: 4
Coding region: 328-1026 (232 amino acids)
Source: RefSeq, a predicted model, not a curated record
UGUCUUUAUUUUUUGAAAUAAUUAAUAAUAAAGUAGGCCAUCAAUUCUUGAUUGUGAAAUAGGUAUGGUGCUUGGUUUGGGAUGGGAGUGAGGUUUGGAUGCAGACUUUGAAGAAAACCAAAAUCAUAAAAACACUACCUUUACUUUCUGCCUUCAUCAUCGGCCACCCACCAACUACAAGCUUAUAGCUCCAUUCCUACAAACUUUUUCCCUUUUCUCUUCUCUCUGCCAUAACAUACCAUAUUCAGACAAACUUCUUUUUUCCUCCUUUGUGUUUCUGCCAUAAGAGAAAUCAAACCCAAAAGUACAUCAACAACAACAAUCAUUAUGGGGGGUGGAGGAGAUGCAACUGGGGUGAUGAGAGGUCCCAAUGAAGAAGAUGAUGCUGUUGGAAAGAAUGAAGAUGAAAAGUGGCCACCUUGGCUUAGGCCACUUCUCCAAACAAGUUUCUUUGUUCAAUGCAAAGUCCACGCAGAUUCCCACAAAACUGAGUGUAACAUGUAUUGUUUGGACUGUAACAAUGGAGCCCUUUGCUCUGUCUGUCUUGCUUCUCACAGAGAACAUAGAGCUAUUCAGAUAAGGAGAUCUUCAUACCAUGAUGUGAUAAGGGUGUCAGAGAUUCAAAAAUUUGUGGACAUAACAGGUGUUCAAAAUUACAUUAUAAACAGUGCCAAGAUUGUGUUCUUGAAUGAAAGGCCUCAGCCUAGGCCUAGCAAAGGAGUCACCAACACCUGCAAAGUAUGUGAGCGCAGCCUUCUUGAUUCAUUCAGCUUCUGUUCUCUUGGUUGUAAGAUGGUUGGAACCUCCAAGAAGUUCCGGAAGAAGAAAAUGUUAGCUGAGACAGAUGGGUCUGAUGGCGAAGAAUCAAUCAAUGGCAUGAGCAAUGAAAGUGUAAGAAUCAAAAUCCUGAGCUUCACAGCAUCAACACCACCACCAACGGUGGUAAAUCACAGAACUGCUAAGAGGAGAAAGGGUGUCCCACAUAGAUCUCCAAUGGGGGGUACCCUUAUCAUAAAAUACUACUAAUGGUAGGUUGAUGGUUUCAGGUGACUUACCAAACAAUAGUUAUACUCUUCACAACAUUAUUUAACAACAUUUUAACAUCAUUUACGUGUUAUCAUGUGAUUGAUACAUAUUGAUGUUUAUUAUUGUUAUUAAUUAUAAAAUAAUUUUAAAUCAAUCACAUAAUAAUGACACGUAAAUAAUGUCACAAUGUUGAAAAAAAAAAAAUUAUGAAGAUGUCAUUAUCUUCCCCUUAAAGAUGCAACACUGCUUUAUGGCAUCCUCGGACAAUGUAUCAUACCUUAAUAAAGUUACAACACCUGAGCCACUGUUCCCUGAGGCCGGUCUUGGAACUGUAUCACUAUCUUGUAUAGUGCAAAAUAUAGGAGGAAAACAAUGUAUAGAAAAUAUC